Tilletiopsis washingtonensis is the source of this 975-nucleotide messenger RNA. Its product is annotated as mitochondrial carrier. Bases 1 to 975 code for a protein of 324 amino acids. Gene Ontology annotation, biological process: transmembrane transport. Gene Ontology annotation, molecular function: transmembrane transporter activity. The transcript has 10 exons. NCBI's taxonomy places the organism in Eukaryota, Fungi, Basidiomycota, Exobasidiomycetes, Entylomatales. The record is from RefSeq and is a predicted model, not a curated record.
AUGGGCAGCAGCGAGGCGGCACCUUCUGCGCUCGUCGACUUUCUCGCCGGCACCGCAGGCGGCGUGGCGAGUCUGCUCGCUGGGCAUCCCUUCGACACGGUCAAGACGCGCCUGCAGACACAGCCGGCACUCAGCAGCGGCAGCAUCCGCCUGGCCCUCGAUGGCGCGCCGCAGCACUCGCCCGUGUAUCGCUCGGCGACCGAUGCCUUUCGCGUCAUUGUGCGCGAGGAGAAGCUCGUCGGCCUGUACAAGGGCGUGACUGGUCCACUCCUCGGCGUCGCAGCCAUGAACAGCUGUCUCUUCACCGUCUAUGGCCUGGCAUUGCGCGUCCAGCUCCAGGGCAGCGGUGCCGAAGGCGCGCUGGCGCUGGGAGAUGUGCGGCAGCCCAGUCUGGCGGAAGUCUUCAUCGCCGGCGCAGCCAGCGGUCUCGUGACAGCCCUCAUCACGACGCCCAUCGAGCUCGUCAAGAUCCGCGAGCAGCUCGACGUACGCGUCUCGGCGUCUGCGCGGCCCUCGACGCUGCAGGUCGUGCGCGCCAUCUGGACGCAGCACGGCAUCAGAGGCCUGUACCGUGGCUUCGGCGUGACAUGUCUGCGCGAUAUUGGCUAUGGUCCGUACUUCUGGUCGUACGAGGCGAUGAACCGCAUGCUCCUCUCGCAACGACACGGCCCGGCGUCGCUCGACGGCGGCCUCACCAACGUCGAGCUGGCGCUCUCGGGCGCCGCCGCCGGCGUCGUGGCGUGGCUCUCGACAUUCUGGGCCGACGUGCUCAAGACGCGCGUGCAGGCCUCGGCGGCGCAGCCGGGCGUGCGAGGCACGCUGCGCGCCGAGGCGGCCGCGGUGUGGGCGGAGGGAGGCCCGCGAGCCUUCUUCCGUGGCGUCGGACCGACGCUGCUGAGGGCCAUCCCGGCCAACGCGGCUCUCUUCCUCACUUAUGAGCUCGUGCGCGGCAGUCUCGCCGCACAGGGCCUCUAG